UUCUCGUGCUUCUUACCCUUGCGUUUGAAUAAACGUAGAAUACAUCUGAUUACCGGUUGAGCUGCUCUGUAGUCCAGCUGUAUGUGUUGUGUUUGUUGAUUUGACAUGUUGUCUUCCUCACCAGCGAGCCAAGCAGGGAGUGUGGAUGCAACCAUCAUUUUUUCAACUAUUGCACAGAGUUGCUGAGGGCCCAGCAGGUUUGAUGCCCACUGCUCCAACAUGGAGCCCUCAGAUAUUAUCACACACAAGAACGGGCGGCAGAGGAAGCCGGCAGGUGCCAACCUCCCAAAUGAAAACAUGAGGGAUGUAGCUAGGAGGGAGACAAGUGCCUCUGAGCCAGACAUAGAAGAGGAGACAGAGAGCCUUAUCAGAGGGUCAGAUUCUGAGGAUGGGAGACGAAGAGUCCGGCCGGGGAUCCGUGGCGAGUUGGGCAAUGUGUCGCUCCUUCUGUUUCUCUAUGUGCUGCAAGGGAUUCCUCUGGGACUGGCUGGCAGCAUCCCUCUGAUUUUACAGAGCAAGAGCGUCAGCUACAAAGACCAAGCCUUCUUCAGCUUUGUAUUCUGGCCGUUUAGUCUCAAGCUUCUCUGGGCACCACUGGUGGAUGCUCUCUACUACAGCAGGUUUGGUAGAAGAAAGUCAUGGCUGGUGCCCACACAGUACCUGCUGGGCCUCUUCAUGCUCUACCUGUCUGUAACUGUCAAUUCACUGCUGCAGAGUGAGGGGGGACCAAACGUGACAACACUUACUGUAGUCUUCUUUAUUCUCGCCUUCCUAGCAGCCACACAGGAUAUAGCUGUGGAUGGCUGGGCCCUGACCAUGUUAUCCAGAGAAAAUGUGGGUUAUGCAUCUACAUGCAACUCUGUAGGCCAGACAGCUGGCUACUUCCUGGGGAAUGUGCUCUUUCUGGCUCUGGAAUCUGCUGACUUCUGCAACAAAUACCUCAGACUAGAGCCCAAGGAUACAGGCAUUGUUACCUUGUCAGAAUUCUUGUUUUUUUGGGGGAUGGUGUUCCUGGGUUCCACGACGCUGGUAGCCAUUUUUAAAAGGGAAAACGAGUACAGCAAAGGAAAGAGGAGAGUCCAGGAGGAGACACAAGGUGUCAUGGAAACCUACAAGUUGCUGCUCUCUAUUAUCAAGAUGCCCACAGUCUUCACCUUUUGUGUCCUGCUUCUCACUGCUAAAAUGGGUUUCUCUGCAGCAGAUGCAGUGACAGGGCUGAAGCUGGUGGAGGCUGGAGUUCCCAAGGAGCAGCUGGCAUUGUUGGCGGUGCCCAUGGUGCCUCUGCAGAUUCUUCUACCAGUAGUCAUCAGUAAAUACACGGCAGGGCCUCGACCUCUGGAUGUCUUCUACAAGGCCUUUCCUUUUAGGUUGCUUAUAGGACUGGAGUAUGCUCUGCUGGUGUGGUGGACCUCCACUGUAAAACAUGACGGAGGGUUCCCUGUUUACUACUAUGCCAUAGUGCUGCUUAGCUAUGCAGUGCAUCAGGUGGCGCUGUACAGUAUGUACGUGGCCUGCAUGGCCUUCCAUGCCAAAGUGAGCGACCCACUCAUCGGCGGGACCUACAUGACCCUGCUGAACACCGUCACGAACCUUGGAGGAAACUGGCCCUCCACUGUGGCUCUGUGGAUGGUGGAUCCACUGACCUCUAAGGAGUGCCGGGGGGCUGUCGGGCAGAGCUGUGGGUCUCCAGAAGAGGCGGGGCUGUGCGUUUCUGAAGGCGGCGCUUGUGUGACGACAUUGGACGGCUACUACGUGGAGUCAGUGGUGUGCGUUGUGAUUGGUUUAGCCUGGUGGGUUUGGUUGGGGAAGAAAAUGAAGCGGCUGCAGGAACAGAGCCCCGCUGCGUGGCGGUGCAGAGUUAACCAGUGAUGACACGCACUAUCAUCGGUACCACGGACUCUUCUUGGUGAACUGUACCUCUGCAUACUCUACUCCAAAAACAGCUAAAUGCUGGACACGCUGUAAUUCCAUCCUCACCCGUCUGGUUUAUUUCCCCUGGUCCAGCUCGAGCUGCUACGUUCACAAAAGAAACACCCACUCUCACACAUUGCCACCUCUGUCACCUUGACAUACGUAAAUCUGAAGUAAUGAACUGCUCUUGUGUUCUGUGAAGGUAAAAACCUUUCUUUCACUACUCAUACUACCUGUAUCUGUAACUGUGUCCUCCUGAAAACUGAAACAACCGUUCAGUCUGGUUAAGAACAUUUAUAUAAAAGUUAAACUUGUUUUUUUUCCCCCUCUUAAACCAUAUUCUGCUGCUUGAAAUAGCCUAACCAAAUCAGAGCUGGGUCAAAGAGUGCUUUUGUUUUUCAUUUGAACUUGAAUGGAUCACCAGCCCGUUGGAUUUGCUACUUUUAAUCAUCCAAAGACAAACAACAGCAGAAAUAACUUUUUGAAAAUUCAGCCUUCCAAUGUUUUAGAAAGCUUGUGAAAUGAUUUUAGUAAACCCAGUGGUUGUAAAGGAUACUAAAGGGAAAAAAACGGGAAAACAGAGAUGUGCUCCUUUGAACUGUUUUUUUUUUGAAGAUUCCCAUUAAGUCUCCACACUCUUCCUGCUGGGACCUUUACAUCCACCUACACCUGCAACCUCACUUUGGUAUUUAACCCAAAGUAACAAAAAUACUUAGAUAUAUUAUAAGACGAAUAUAAAAGUGAUAAACUAACUGAGCUGUUGUAAAACUCAACCCAUCUGGUAAUCCAAGUACCGUAAGUUAAACCCAGAGUGAAGAAUAAGUUUAAUAGCUUUUUGACUCAGAUCUGAACCAACUGUUUCAUGAUUGUUUAAAUGUUCUUGAUUUUUUUUCCUCCAAAGUUCUCUGUGCCUUGUUUAGCUUAUCAAUGUCUCUUGACUUUGAAGACAUCCAGCAACAACAAGUCAAAGCCAACCAACAUUCGAGCUGUUGUUAAAUAAUCAAGGCAGGGAAUAUUACAGUUGUUGUAAUGUACUGUACUUAGUAGUGUCAUUACUUCAGUUAUUUCUCUCUUUUUAUUUACAUACUCCAGAGUCGGAAGCUGAAUACACAUUCCUUAUGAAGAAUUUAAUUUGCACAGUGAUUUAUGCAUAUUAUACAACCAGUAUCACCAGUGGUCAAAUGAACGGAAAUUAAAAGGUUGGUUUUUUUGUUG
Molecule: messenger RNA, 3126 nt
Organism: Toxotes jaculatrix (banded archerfish)
Lineage: Eukaryota; Metazoa; Chordata; Actinopteri; Toxotidae
Gene: slc33a1
Product: solute carrier family 33 member 1
Exons: 10
Coding region: 220-1869 (549 amino acids)
Cellular component (GO): membrane
Molecular function (GO): acetyl-CoA transmembrane transporter activity
Source: RefSeq, a predicted model, not a curated record